AUGACUGGCAAUGAUAUAGAGUGCUUGAUCAACGGAGAGUACUCGGUGGCGUGCCGCCGCGAUCGGGACGAGGUCUACAUGCCGUUCUCUUUUAUUCACAAGUACUUUGAGGUAUACGGCAAGAUAACAACGACAGAUGGCGAAGAGAAGUUCGAAUGGUCACACAGCUACAGCAAGAUCUACCAUCCGAAGAAGAAAUAUGACCCUCGAGGUACUUUCACUACAUUCGAAAAUUACAAUGUAGAAGUGAGGGACCGUGUGAAGUGCAUCAGUGGCAUAGAAGGCGUCCCUGUCUCCAUGCAGUGGGAGCCUCGAGGAUUCUUCUAUCCCACGCAGAUUGCGCAGUUCGGUCUAGCUCAUUACAGUAAGAAUAUCAGUGAGCCUGAACCGAGAAGACGAAUCAUCGAUGACAGCGAAAAAAAUCUUCAGAACUGGAUUGUUAGCAAAGAUGCGUAUAUGGCUAGGGAGUACGACAGCAAGUUGCAAACAAAUGUUAUAAGAUUCUCCACAUCAGACCAUGCCACUAGUCAGGUUUGGCUGAAAUUGGACAUCAGUCAGGACUUUGUGCUUAGCCUGGACCUGCUAAUGACGUCCAACUCUUCGCUGACUGUGGUGCUGCAGAAUAAAGAUAAGAGGGAGACCGUGUACUUACAUUAUGUUACUAGUCAACAAUUGAUUUAUGCACAAGAUGAGCACGUGUACUACGGCAUGGGCGUGUCCCCGCGGUGGCGGCGCGUCACCCGCGACCUCAUCAUCGACAUGCAGAAGGGAUGGGCGCUACAGGACAGACCCAAGAGGAAGUCGCCACGCACCAAGUUCAAGAUAUCGUCGUUGAUACUGAGCGGGGCGGGCAGCGUGGACAACGUGUCCGUGUCGGGCAGCGAGCACAUGGCGCAGUUCAGCGCCGCCGCGCGGUGGCUCCGAGCGCACCAGCGCCCGCGCGGCGGCUGGCCCAUACCCGUGCGCCGGCGCAUUCACGCGCGCCUCGCGGAGCUCAAGCCCGGCUGGCACUCGGCGAUGAGUCAAGGUCACGCUAUCUCUGUACUGUCACGCGCAUAUUACCGCACCGGUGACGCAUCCUAUCUGAGCGCGGCCAAGAAGGCGCUCUAUCUACUCGACGUUCCCAGCGCCUCUGGUGGAGUGAAGGCUAUGUGGAUGGACAAAUAUGUUUGGUACGAGGAGUAUCCCACGACACCUCCGCUGUUCGUCCUGAACGGUUUCAUAUACACACUGCUCGGUCUGUACGAUCUACACAUCAUCGAGGGUGACAACUCCAUUUCGUUGGCCAAGAAGAUGUUUGACGAUGGAAUGAUCUCGCUGAAGACCCUCCUACCUUUGUUCGACACCGGCAGUGGAAGCUUCUACGAUCUCAGACAUUUCACCUUAGGAGUGAGCCCCAACAUUGCCAGAUGGGAUUACCACGCCACUCACGUGAACCAGCUCUACUUACUGGCAGGGCUCGACGACGAUCCGAUAUUAAUCAACACAGCCAAGAGAUGGGAGGGAUACAUGCAGGGGAAACGGGCCGCACACAACUGA
Molecule: messenger RNA, 1539 nt
Organism: Diatraea saccharalis (sugarcane borer)
Lineage: Eukaryota; Metazoa; Arthropoda; Insecta; Lepidoptera; Crambidae
Source: the annotation of a GenBank genome assembly